AUGGAGACCGCUAAAAAGGCCGUCGAGUCGGUCACCGAGGGCGUCAAGAAGGUCGCUCUCGGCGGCGAGGGCAAGGGAGGGAAGCCCAAGGGCGAGAAGAAGAACAAGAAGGCCCCAGCAGGCACUGACGUUGCCGAUGCCGGCCCUGUCGAGAUGAACCCUUGGCCCUCCUACAUCCAGGACAGGAUCGAGAUCUUCGACCGCCUCAAGCAGAAGUACGACGAGGCCCAGGCCAAGAAGCCGCGCGAGCCCAUCUCCAUCACCAUGCCCGAUGGCUCUGUCAAGCAGGGCACCUCCUUCGAGACCACCCCCGGAGAGAUCGCGCGGGGUAUCUCCAACUCUCUAUACAAGCGCACCGUUGUCGCAAGGCUAGACGGCGAGCAGCUGUGGGAUCUCGAGCGGCCGCUCGAGCAGAGCUGCAAGCUCGAGCUGCUCGACUUCAACCACGAGCAGGGCAAGAUGGUCUACUGGCACUCUUCCGCACACAUCCUCGGCGAGGCCUGCGAGCGUCGCUUUGGCUGCUCCCUCUGCAUUGGCCCUCCUAUCGAGAACGGUUUCUACUACGAGAUGGCCCUCCCCGAGGGCAAGGCUGUUCAGACCCUCGACUGGAAGCCGCUGGAGACCAUUGUCGGAAAGAGUAUCAAGGCCAAGGAGCCGUUCCAGCGGCUCGAGAUGUCCAAGGACGAUCUCCUCGAGAUGUUCAAGUACAACAAGUACAAGCAGCACAUCAUCAAGGACAAGAUUCCCGAUGGCACCUUCACCACCGUCUACCGACAGGGUCCUCUCAUCGAUCUGUGCCGUGGUCCCCACGUUGUCGACACCAGCAGGAUCGAGGCCUUCGCGAUUGAGAAGAACUCGGCCAGCUACUUCCUCGGCAACAAGGACAACGACUCUCUCCAGCGCAUCUACGGCAUCAGUUUCCCCGACAAGAAGCUGAUGGCUGCCCACAAGAAGUUCCUCGAGGAGGCUGCCAAGCGUGAUCACCGCAAGCUUGGCAAGGACCAGGAGCUGUUCUUCUUCCACGAGUGGUCGCCCGGCUCGGCCUUUUGGCUCCCGCACGGUACCCGUAUCUACAACACUCUUCUCGACUAUCUGAGGGAUCAGUACUGGAAGCGCGGCUAUCAGGAGGUCUUGACCCCCAACAUGUUCAACGCGUCCCUUUGGAAACAGAGUGGUCACUGGCAGCAUUACAAGGAUGACAUGUUCAUCAUUGAUGUUGACAAGGAGAACUUUGCCCUCAAGCCCAUGAACUGCCCCAGCCACGCUCUCAUGUUUGCCCACCGCGAGCGUAGCCAUCGCGAGCUGCCAUGGCGGGUUGCUGACUUCGGUGUCCUUCAUCGUAACGAGGCUUCCGGCGCCCUGUCAGGUCUCACCCGUGUGCGCCGCUUCCAGCAGGAUGAUGCCCAUAUCUUCUGCCGCGAGGACCAGAUCAAGGAGGAGAUGGACGACCUCUUUGACUUUAUGCGCGAGGUCUACGGUCUCCUCGGCCUCACCUUCAAGCUUCGCUUGUCGACCCGGCCCGAGAAGUUCAUGGGUGAGAUCUCGACUUGGGACAGGGCGGAGGACCUCCUCCGACAGUCCCUGGAUGAGUUCUCAAAGACUGAGGGUGGUGUUCCGUGGGAGCUGAACGAGGGCGACGGUGCCUUCUACGGCCCCAAGAUCGAUAUUGCCAUCAUGGAUUGCCUGAACCGGGAGUGGCAGUGCGCCACCAUCCAGCUGGACUUCAUGCAGCCCCAGAACUUCGGCCUCGAGUACAUGACCGCCGAGGGUGCCGAGAAGAUCCAGGAGCAGAAGGAGGAGACCGCCACCGCUCCCGAGGCCCAGCCGACCCCCGUCGCCAGCGAGGAGGCUGCCAACGCCGAGGGCAAGGACAAGAAGGAGCCCCAGCGCGUGGUUAAGAAGGUGUCGCCCGGCUGCGCCCGUCCCGUCAUGAUCCACCGCGCCAUGGCCGGCUCCAUUGAGCGCUUCACCGCCAUCCUGAUCGAGCACUUUGCCGGCAAGUGGCCGCUGUGGCUGUCGCCCCGCCAGAUCCUCGUCGUGCCCGUCGGCAGGGGCUACUUCGACUACGCCGAGCAGGUCGCCGCGCGCUUCAAGGCGGCGCGCAUGUUCUGCGACAUCGACCUGAGCGGCAACACGCUGCAGAAGAAGAUCCGCACUGGCCAGCUGGCGCAGUACAACUUUAUCAUGGUCGUCGGAAACGAGGAGAUGGAGAACAAGCAGGUCAACGUGCGCAACCGCGACGACCAGGAGACCCAGGACCGCGGCCAGCCCAUCGCCCUCGACGAGGCGGUCGAGAAGCUGUGCAAGCUGCGCGACGACAAGGGCAACUACAACCCCUUCCCGGCCAAGAAGAAGGCCGCGGCCGCGGCCCCUGCUUCGUCAUAG
This is a messenger RNA of Thyridium curvatum, 2385 nucleotides long. RefSeq lists its product as uncharacterized. NCBI's taxonomy places the organism in Eukaryota, Fungi, Ascomycota, Sordariomycetes, Thyridiales, Thyridiaceae. The coding region runs from base 1 to 2385 and encodes 794 amino acids. Gene Ontology annotation, biological process: threonyl-tRNA aminoacylation. Gene Ontology annotation, molecular function: ATP binding; threonine-tRNA ligase activity. The transcript is spliced from 3 exons. Gene Ontology annotation, cellular component: cytoplasm. The record is from RefSeq and is a predicted model, not a curated record.